AGUCAUGUGAGAGACGUAGCCUUGGGAAAGAGGACGUAUCAUUAUCUGCUGAGUGGCUUGAUAAUGGACGACCGAUGGGAGAGCGAAGUGAUCGAGUAUGGCGCCAUCAACAUCACGGGUUUUCGCAUCGUGGACGCUACUCGACCUCACGUCAAGGAUUUCUUGGCCAACUGGCAUCGCCAGGAUCCCGCCACGUCUCAAGGCGCCGGUCGUGAAUCCAUUUCCGCACAAGCAGCUUUGAUGUACGACGCUGUGUUCGUCCUGGUUGAAGCCUUCAACAAGCACUUAAGAAAGAGAAACGACAAAAAUAAUAUGAGACGAGUAACGUCGACCAGCAAUCAGACCAUAAACGGAACCAAACCUUUAGACUGCUAUCACAAUCGCGGUUGGGUCACUCCGUGGGAACACGGCGAUAAAAUCUCCAGACUUUUAAGAAAGGUCGAGAUCGAAGGAUUGACAGGAGAGAUACGGUUCAACGACGAUGGCCGACGACAGAAUUAUACGCUUCAUGUCGUCGAAAUGACUGUCAACAGCGCUAUGGUGAAAGUAGCUGAAUGGACCGAUGAGGCUGGUUUUCAACUAAUAGCUGCAAAAUACGUGCGACUUCGUCCGCACGAAAUCGAAAAGAAUAAAACCUACAUCGUUACUACGAUAUUGGAGGAGCCUUUCAUAAUGAAAAAAGUAUCAGACACAGGUGAAGUAUUAACGGGAAAUGACGGUUAUGAAGGAUACUGCAAGGACUUAGCUGAUCUCAUUGCGAAGAAAUUGGGCAUAUCAUACGAGCUGCGGAUCGUGAAGGACAGAAAACACGGCACGGAGAACCAGGACGUUCCAGGCGGUUGGGACGGCAUGGUCGGGGAGCUUAUCAGAAAGGAAGCUGACAUUGCAAUUGCUCCUCUGACCAUCACUUCCGAGCGUGAACGCGUAAUCGAUUUUAGUAAACCGUUUAUGUCUCUUGGCAUUAGUAUCAUGAUAAAAAAACCGAUCAAACAAAAACCCGGGGUCUUCAGCUUUCUGAAUCCGCUGAGCAAGGAGAUCUGGGUGUGCGUUAUUUUCUCUUACAUCGCAGUUUCUAUCGUCUUGUUCAUUGUAUCGAGGUUUUCGCCAUAUGAGUGGAGAGUUCUAACCAUAAGCGGCAGCACAGAUUCAGCUAUUAGUGGACGAAACGACUCCGGUUUGCAGCAUCCACACACGCCACAAGGUUCCCCUCAUAUGCCAACUUCCAGCAUGGCCAACGACUUCAGCAUCGUAAAUAGCCUCUGGUUCGCUCUGGCGGCGUUUAUGCAACAGAGCUGCGAUAUCUCACCCAGAUCCAUAUCUGGUCGCAUAGCCGGCAGCGUCUGGUGGUUCUUCACUUUGAUUUUAAUAUGCUCCUACACUGCAAAUCUCGCUGCAUUUUUAACCAUCGAGAGAAUGGUCACACCAAUUAACUCACCCGAGGAUUUAGCGGCGCAGACAGAGGUCCAAUAUGGCACCAUCCUUAAUGGUACCACUCUGGAUUUUUUUCGGAAAUCUCAAAUCAGUCUCUACAGCAAGAUGUGGGAAUUUAUGAACUCGCGGAGAGACGUAUUUGUACAAUCGUAUGAAGAAGGAAUAGAAAAAGUGAGAACAAGUAAGGGAAAAUAUGCGUUUUUAUUAGAAAGCCCGAUGAAUGACUAUAUCAAUGAGAGAGAGCCCUGCGACACGAUGAAGGUCGGAAGAAAUCUCGAUGCCAAAGGAUUUGGUAUCGCGACACCGCUAGGAUCCCCACUCAGGGAUCCCAUAAAUUUGGCGGUGCUCUCUCUGAAAGAGAAUGGAGAACUGGCAAAGUUAGUUGAACGAUGGUGGUACGAAAGAACAGAAUGUAGGCAUGGUGAUAAACCAGACCCUACCAGAAACGAGUUAUCCCUGAGCAAUGUAGCGGGAAUAUUUUAUAUCCUGAUCGGUGGCCUUCUUCUGGCACUCGCCGUAGCUCUCUUGGAAUUCUGCUACAAGUCGCAUACAGAGGCGACAAGAGCAAAGAUACCGCUCUCGGACGCAAUGAAGGCGAAAGCACGACUUACCAUCGGUGGUGGUCGCGAUUUCGACAAUGGACGGUGGUACGGACUGCAGAGUUAGACGGAGGAUGCAUGCGCCUUUCCCGGGACCAUAUUAUUACGCACCAGCAAACGCGAUUGGGAAUACCGAGAGCGAUCAAGUACACAACAACACACAUACCCAGGUAUAAACUG
Cyphomyrmex costatus is the source of this 2210-nucleotide messenger RNA. It is a transcript of the gene GluRIB, whose product is annotated as Glutamate receptor IB. Gene Ontology annotation, cellular component: membrane. The record is from RefSeq and is a predicted model, not a curated record. NCBI's taxonomy places the organism in Eukaryota, Metazoa, Arthropoda, Insecta, Hymenoptera, Formicidae. Gene Ontology annotation, molecular function: ligand-gated monoatomic ion channel activity. The coding region runs from base 64 to 2097 and encodes 677 amino acids. The transcript is spliced from 15 exons.